This is a messenger RNA of Gopherus flavomarginatus (Mexican gopher tortoise), 2407 nucleotides long. It is a transcript of the gene USP3, whose product is annotated as ubiquitin specific peptidase 3. Gene Ontology annotation, molecular function: zinc ion binding; cysteine-type deubiquitinase activity. NCBI's taxonomy places the organism in Eukaryota, Metazoa, Chordata, Testudines, Testudinidae. The record is from RefSeq and is a predicted model, not a curated record. The transcript is spliced from 15 exons. Bases 107 to 1669 code for a protein of 520 amino acids. Gene Ontology annotation, biological process: protein deubiquitination. Gene Ontology annotation, cellular component: cytoplasm.
GACGGGAGGGCGGCGCGGAAGGCCCGGCGGGCGGAUCGCGGCGCUGGCUCUAAGAUGGCUGUUGUGAGCGGGGCGCAGUUGCUGUGAGGAGCCGCCCGCCUGUGCCAUGGAGUGCCCGCACCUUGGCUCCAGCGUCUGCAUCGCGCCCGGCUCGGCCCGGUUCCCGCAGGGCUCGCCCUCCUCCUGGUGCUGCAGCGUGUGCCGAUCCAAUAAAAGUCCCUGGGUUUGUCUGACUUGUUCAAGUGUCCAUUGUGGAAGAUAUGUGAAUGGCCAUGCAAAGAAACAUUAUGAAGAUGCACAGAUUCCUUUAACCAAUCAUAAGAAAACAGAAAAGCAAGAGAAAGUUCAGCAUACUGUGUGCAUGGAUUGCAGUAGUUACAGUACAUAUUGUUAUCGCUGUGAUGAUUUUGUAGUCAAUGAUACCAAGCUGGGCUUGGUACAGAAAGUCAGGGAGCACCUACAGAACUUGGAAAAUUCAGCUUUUACAGCAGACAGACAUAGGAAAAGAAAACUAUUGGAAAAUUCAUCUCUGAACAGCAAGUUAUUAAAAGUAAAUGGGAGCACCAAUGCCCUUUGUGCUACAGGCCUUCGCAAUCUGGGGAACACGUGUUUCAUGAAUGCGAUCCUUCAAUCUCUCAGUAACAUUCAGCAGUUUUGCUGUUACUUCAAAGAGUUGCCAGCUGUGGAGUUGCGGAAUGGGAAAACAGCUGGCAGGCGAACUUACCAUACCAGGAGCCAAGGGGAUAACAACGUUUCAUUGGUUGAAGAGUUUAGAAAGACACUUUGUGCUUUAUGGCAAGGGAGCCAAACUGCAUUUAGCCCAGAAUCUUUAUUUUACGUCAUUUGGAAAAUCAUGCCAAAUUUUAGGGGAUACCAGCAACAAGAUGCCCAUGAGUUCAUGCGUUACCUGUUGGACCAUCUACAUUUGGAACUCCAAGGAGGCUUUAAUGGUGUUUCUCGCUCGGUAAUUUUGCAAGAAAAUUCAGGUCUCUCUGCAAGCAACAAAUGUUGCAUAAAUGGAGCCUCUACUGUUGUCACAGCUAUAUUUGGAGGCAUUCUUCAAAAUGAAGUAAACUGCUUAAUAUGUGGAACUGAAUCUAGAAAGUUUGAUCCAUUCCUAGACCUUUCACUAGAUAUUCCAAGUCAGUUCAGAAAUAAACGUACUAAGAAUCAAGAAAAUGGACCAAUGUGCACACUACGGGAUUGUCUUCGCAGUUUUACAGACUUGGAAGAACUUGAUGAGACAGAGCUCUAUAUGUGCCACAAAUGUAAAAAGAAACAGAAAUCCACCAAAAAAUUCUGGAUUCAGAAACUACCAAAGGUGCUAUGCUUACACUUGAAACGAUUUCACUGGACAGAAUAUCUGAGAAACAAGGUUGAUACAUAUGUAGAAUUUCCCCUCCGGGACCUAGACAUGAAAUGCUACUUGUUAGAGCCGGAGAACAGUGGCCCAGAAAGCUGUCGAUAUGAUCUUGCAGCUGUUGUCGUACAUCAUGGUUCAGGCGUUGGCUCUGGACAUUACACAGCCUAUGCAACUCAUGAAGGUCGCUGGUUCCAUUUCAAUGACAGUACUGUAACUCUGACCGAUGAAGAGACCGUGGUAAAGGCAAAGGCCUACAUCCUCUUCUAUGUGGAUCGGCAGGCCAAAUCUGGAUCUGAUAAACUUUAAUACCUCCUUUUAAUCCUCACUUAUCAAGUCCUUCGGACAAAACAUUUCCAAUUCUCCAUAAAUACUUGAUCCAAGACUAUUAAUUUCAUUGUGCACUUUUCAACUUCCUCGUGUGGGUUUUAGUUUUGUUGUGUCAAUGGUAGCUUGGACAUUGACUUAUUGAACUUGGACACAAACUAACUUUUUUUUUUUUUUUUUAGUUCUACCAGAAAACCUCAGCAGAUAUUUUGAUUUGCUGCUUUAGUUGUGAUAACUCAGUUUUUAUAUAUAUAGUUUCAUGAACUACUUAGUUAUUUGAUUUUUAUAUUAAUGUUUUCAGUUCUCACUUUCUAAAGGCACAUUUACAUCAGAGAAGCUUUGUAUCCUCUUUAUAAGCAAGAGAAACGUGUUCCUGAUUAUGAAGAGCAAUAGAAUUUCAUGCUGCUCUCACAGCUGUUAUGUAGAUAAGAUUGAAUCACUUUUAAAUCAAGCAAUUGCUUGCACAUACUGUUUGCCCCAGUGCAAGAAACUUAACAGUGACCUCUGAACAAUCACUCUUUGCCUGCAGAAGAGAUGAGAUGUGGCAUCAUUAAGUAGACUGGGUAAUUGCUGCUAUCAGUGUGUAUCAAGGCUGCUGUCUUUCAGGACUCCUUGUAAAUAAAUAGUUGAUUCAGUUGUAUUUGUACUGCAAAUUCAAGUGUUUCUCAUUUGUACUUUUUCCCCUACAAAAGAGACAUUUAAAUUAUUACCCUAAUCAUA